Messenger RNA from Thalassophryne amazonica, 3746 nucleotides. RefSeq names its product cilia and flagella associated protein 61 (gene cfap61). The transcript has 25 exons. NCBI's taxonomy places the organism in Eukaryota, Metazoa, Chordata, Actinopteri, Batrachoidiformes, Batrachoididae. Bases 1 to 3465 code for a protein of 1154 amino acids. The record is from RefSeq and is a predicted model, not a curated record. Gene Ontology annotation, molecular function: oxidoreductase activity.
AUGGUGUGCCUGUCAUGUGACGUGUUCUUCCAUGAAGAGAUGAAGACCACAGUAAGUUCAGACGACGGUCGAGUGGAAACCGUGGCUGUGAGAAGAAGCGAGUCGGCUGAUGCUCCCGGAAUCGACGGUCUGAUCAGUCCUUCAGCUGUGGCUGUUUUUGGAAGGGUCAAUGCAGUCACGCUUCUAGAGAAGGCUAACCUGGCUGUGACUCUGGCCAAUGACCAGAACCAGGUCCUGGCCCACGCAGCGUUCUUUGAUUACCCUGCUGGAGACUUGGUGGAUCAAGCUGACUGGGAAGAGUUUCUGCAGAAACACUUCCGAGCUGAGAAAUGCACCAGUUUGAACACCCUCUUCCUCCAUCUGUUCGUGGCACUGCCGGGCUUUGCCAAAGCAAGUUUACAGGAGAUAAUGAGAGCUGUGUUUUGUGCCAUCCCAGAGCUUGAAUACGUCUGCCUGCUGAGUCCAGUCUCCACGGCAUCGGAACUUGCGCUGGAUGAGGUCUUUGAGCUGCUGCUGCCUCUGGGUGAUCUUGGACCACAGUGUUUAGCAGUGUGUCACAGGCACGAGCACUACCCACGGCUACACAUCCGGCCUGCCAGGGUUGAGGAUCACGAUGACAUCAUGCGGUUGUUUGCAGAGCAGACAAACUUACUGUCGGACGUCAACCAGCCGUAUUUCUUGGUGGAGAUCAUCGAGGCAGAGAAUGAAGACCAUCACGUGGCAGUUUGUGAGAUGGACGGCAUCACUGUGGGAUUUGUCCACAUCACCACAGAGGUUGUCUUGGAAAAUCUGCAGGAUGAUUUUGAGCUCUUCCAGUUUGAUGGUUUCUAUGCACCGGUGCAACCAAAGUGUCACGCUGCUGCAGGACAGAGAGGAAGCCAAACCUCCACCUCACAGCAGGAGGAGACGCAGCCCACAGUCACAGCAGGAGAACAGCAGCGUUCACACAAACCAAAUGUUUUCUGCAUCCAGAUCUUUGUCAUGGACAAAACUUAUGAAAUGAGAUCAGUGGACGUCCUUCCCUACAUAUUCAGAGUUUUCCCUGACCGGGACUAUUGUGCCAUGACAGUACACCUGCUGGCUCCGGAGUUAGUACUUCUGCAGAACUUCAUCAGGGUAGCGGCCCGGGCCACGAGCUCACCGCUCUGUGAUCUCUACCUCUUACACCGCAGUGGACUCAGCACUGUGGCGGUGAGGCUGGCGGUGGCUGCAGACCGACCUGCUGUCUGUCACCUGGUGAAGGGUUUGAGGCUCCACGAGUCUCUGCUGCAGGAUCUGGACCAGUUCUAUAAGACCAUUCCAGAUUCUCUCAUUCAGCACACGGCACCGCUGCACGCCUUCGUGGCCGUCACAGAGAGCCAGGUUGUCGGGAUCGUCAUCAUUAAGAACGAGCAGGAUGUGGAGUACAUCUGUGCUCACUACAACAUCGAGAACUUCAUCUAUUUCAGCCAGCAUGGUGAAGACGAGCACGCUCAGCUCUGUCACUUUGUCCUCCAGUCCUCCUUCCAGAUCCACACCAAACAGGUCUUUAAGGAGGUCCUGCGGCUUGCCCACAAGUCCUGCCUGUACUUCCGCAACUAUCCAUCUCACAACAUUCAGGAGAAUUCCUGCAUCCACCAUCUGGAUUUUGUCCUCAACAGCAUGGUCCCCGUCCGCCCUCGAUGCCAGAUCAUCUACCCGUUAGAGGAGCUUGGCACAAACGCUCCUUCCAAGACGAUCACAGAGGAGCAGCCACCGUUUGCUCUUAGCUUCAUCAGCAGAAAGUUAUCCAUGGAACCAAAGGUCACCGUUAAUGAAAGGAUUGUGGUGGUGGGGGCGUCAAGCACCGGUUUGUCUUUCCUUGAGGAGCUGACCUUCUGUCCUCAUCUGAAGUUCAACAACCUGACCCUCAUCUCCACGCACGGUUUCCCCGGUGACUACAACCACGACAACGCUGGGUUUCUGCACACAAGUCAUGCGUACAGCAGCAGAGAUUUGGCACAGCUUCCUGUGCGAUCCUGCAUCCGAGUAGUGACCGGGAAGAUGGUGGGAAUCAACAGGACAGACAGAUAUGUGCUGUUGUCUGAUGGUGGGAAGGUGUCCUACCACCAGCUCAUUCUCUGUACGGGAACACAGUACCAGGUGCCGUGUCCGACCGUUGUGGACGUAAAUCAGCAAAUCACAAACAGCCAGCUGUCAACUGGCUGCCACAGAUACACCGGACAUGUACCGUCCAACCUCUUCACCCUCAAUGAUGCGUACGACUGCAUGGCUGCACGCCACUGGCUGUGCACUAACUUUGUGGAGCUGGAGGAUAAUGCCGUUGUCUAUGGGAGUGGAAUCGAUGUGUACACCACUGUGGAGACUUUGCUUAGCCUUGGAGUCCAAGGAUCUCGUCUCCAUUUAGUCAUGCCAGCUACAGAACCUGGUGUGUCUUGUUUCAUGGACCCUGCUGUGGAGACAGCCGUGGCCAUGGAGUUGAUGAAGGCCCAAGUUCGAGUUCACCACAACUGUGUGUUGGCCCAGAUGAACAACGGAGAUCACCCUGAACCACUCACAUCUGUGUCCUUCAUGACAGAUGAGGAGCCCGUCCAUCUGCAGUGUGGGGUAUUCAUCAACCUCUCCAACAGAAGAGUUGACUAUGAUGCAUUCAAAAGCAUCAAUGAGGCAUUUCUGGUGUAUGAUGGAAGACUUGUUAUUGACACAAUGUUCAACACCAACGAUCCCGCCAUUUUUGGUGCUGGGCCUCUCACAAAAUUCAGCCGCCGUUACCGUGCUCCCGAAUGGUCGCACACCAACUUCAACUCCAAGGAAGUGGGACAGGACCUGGCAGCCACCUUGCUGUCUCUGUAUGACCCAACGUUGGACCACACUGUGGAGUCCACAUCCAAAAUGGAUUACCUCAUCCCGCAGUACAAACAGGCCAAAAUUCAAGCUGGGAAGUUGCCCGGAGGAUUUAAUUUCCUGUAUGUAACCAAACCAUCUGCUACAAAUCCAGCAGCUCCUCCUGUUCAGCACUUACAGGACAGAGUGAUUGUGACUGGACAAGCGGAGAUGGGGAACUACUUUUGUUUGCAUCUUAGCCACUAUCACGUGGUGGAGUCUCUCACCUGUCUGUCCCUGGAGCCCCGCCCCUUCUCCAAUUACCUGUGUCUGUAUGGGAAGCACCAGAAGCUGCUGGGACAGCUGCUGGACCAGUACCAGCAGGGCCUGGUUCCCAACCUGUACAGCUUCUUCAAUCAGAGAUGGUGUUUAGCCAUUUAUCAUGAUCGAUUUUCUGACUUUGAGAAAGAGAUUCAGCAGAUGACUUCAAGUGAAUCCACGGAUGACAUCAUCAAGCAGGACGUGAUGAUGGACACAAAGCUCCUCCCACAGGAUGGAGUGAAGGAUGCUGGGAUGCGGGCAGCUCUGAGGACCAGUGCUGUGAAUUAUUUGAUGUUUAACCGUAACCUGUUGCCCAUGUUCGCCUGCCCAGAUCAGCACUGAUCUCAUCAGCACGGUUAGUUGUCACAUACAGCCACAUUUAACCUUUGACGUCACUGUAUAGAUCAUUAUGUGACAGUUUCACUGUAGUUUGUGUGCUCUGGCUCAUUGUGAACUUAUGUUCACAUAAACUAACAUUUUGCUGUUUUGUAAAGGCCAAAGGUCAGAUAUUGUGCCCUGGCCUCGUGCUACCGCAUGCUUUUGGUUCUGUGUCAGAAUCUGAAUAUCUGUGACUGGUUUUGAGAUUUUAUUAAAACAAGCACAAAUAAAUAAUAUUUAUCCAU